Messenger RNA from Moesziomyces antarcticus, 798 nucleotides. RefSeq lists its product as uncharacterized. The transcript has a single exon. The record is from RefSeq and is a predicted model, not a curated record. The coding region runs from base 1 to 798 and encodes 265 amino acids. NCBI's taxonomy places the organism in Eukaryota, Fungi, Basidiomycota, Ustilaginomycetes, Ustilaginales, Ustilaginaceae.
AUGUCGGAGCAGUUCAAGGCGGGGGAGAGCGGGUUGCUGGUGGUGUUUAUGCAUCCAGGCGAUGAGUCGCUGCCCACUUUCCACGACUGGUACGACACGGAGCACGUGCCACUUCGCAUCGAGCGCUUCCCCACCUUCCGCUCGGCGGUCCGAUACGCGGUCACCUCUACCACGCUCUCUCACUCUUCGCUGCCGGAGACGACUUGGGGUGCGCUGUAUACGAUUUCGGACAACUCGGUAUUCGCCCACACGAGCUACACCUCUCUGCGCACACAGCGCAGUCCACGCGAAGCCGAGCUUUUCACCAGGCUCGGUGUGGUGGAUCGUCGAAUCUACCGUCUGGAAUACGAUUCCGACACCGACCCCUCGCUCAGCCCACCCUCACCUCUGGGACUUGAACCCCAGCUGGCAAAAGAUACACCUUCGUAUUUGGUGUGCAACAGUGUCGAUAUCGCGCCCGAGGCCGAGAGCGAAUUCAACGCGUGGUGGGAGCAAGAACACGUACCCAUGCUUGCCAAAGUGCCCGGUUGGCGCCGAAGUCGACGCUUCACCCUCAUCGACAACGGCUUGACCGGCACCCACGCAAAGCCAGGCGAUGCCGACCAGGUGCCCAAGAACCUAGGUCUGCACGAAUGGCAUUCUCCGCCCGAAAACCACCCGGCCUACAAAGCCAGCCUCACCACCCAAUGGCGCGCCAAAGUCACGGGCGAAGACGAGCGCAACGUACUGCGUCGCGAACGCAAAACCUGCACCGUCUAUCGCGCCUGGGAUCCCACCGCCGCCCUCUCGCACGCUUGA